This is a messenger RNA of Penicillium macrosclerotiorum, 3039 nucleotides long. Its product is annotated as skeletrophin. Gene Ontology annotation, molecular function: protein binding. The transcript has 4 exons. NCBI's taxonomy places the organism in Eukaryota, Fungi, Ascomycota, Eurotiomycetes, Eurotiales, Aspergillaceae. The coding region runs from base 1 to 3039 and encodes 1012 amino acids. The record is from RefSeq and is a predicted model, not a curated record.
AUGGCAUCAGCAGGUGUAUCUGCAAGAGGACCGGAAAUGUCUGCAGACUUCUCAAAGUCUGAGAAUAAGGGACUUCAGAUGGGACAGAAUCUCGGCACUAUAGAAGCUUCAUUCUACAGUGAUUCAAUUCAAGGAAUCAAUAUCGGUGCUGGUGCCUCUGUGUAUAUGGGCGAGAGAAAGACGGUCGAAGACAAGAUUCUCGAGGCUCUGAUUAGCGAUGAUCCCGGUGACAGACGUGAUAUCAGACGAGCAGAUCCUGGGACAUGUGAAUGGGUCUUUGAAAGCGAUAUUUUCUGCGAAUGGGCAGCAGAAGAUCCCUCACCUAUGACACCAUUAUACAUUCAGGGAACUCCAGGAACCGGGAAAAGUGUCUUGCUUUUGUAUAUUCUCAAGGAGCUAGAGAGACGGCUGCGGCUCGGUACCCCUUCGCUCUCAUCACCAGUGGAGGAGAAGAAUCCGCCUCUUGAAUCGCUCGGAAUCCCUGGGAAGACCAUUGCUGUUGCCUGUUUCUGCGACGAUAAAGUAAAGUCAAGACAAACUCCGAUUGGGAUAUUGAGGACUCUACUAUCCAAACUGCUGCAGCAAAAUCGCAACUUGAUCAAAUAUGUGAAGAAGCACUUGCAAAAUUACGGCGACCUCGAAACAGCAGAAUUUGACCCAGACGAAUUCCAGUCAAUUGACGUACUUCAGAAAAUCUUUGAAGAGAUCGUUCAAGACCCGGAGUUAGAAGUUCUGUACUUUCUUAUCGACGGCUUGGACCAAUGUGGGCCACAUUUACCCGCGGUUGUACGGUGGAUCAACGAUUUUACCACAAAUAUCAAUAUCAAGGCAAAGGCGAAUGAAUCCCAAUUCAGCUUCCGUUGCAUUAUUUCAGAUCGGGGUAGCAAGCUCGUUCGGGAGAAGAUGCUUCCAAAAUACACAAUUGAUCUGUCAACAAAAAAUGAACCUGACAUCAACAAAGUCAUCGAUAGUCGGAUGAAAAGCAUUCAAGAAUAUAGACAGUUUUCGGAGAGUAUCCAAUCAUUUACCUCAGCUUUGUUAAUGAAGAACUGCAGAGGUAUGUUCAUGUGGCUAUCGCUGGCCCUCGAUGACCUCGGAACCUGGGAGGGGUCCUGGACACAGACGAAGGUCGAAGAAAGACUACAUAGUAUUCCAUCAGAUGUGGAGGCAUUUUACAAAACAUUGUUGGAACGCCAACCGCGUGACUCUGUGAGCACAUUGCAAGAGUUACUUAUGUGGGUCUAUUUCGCAUGCAAGCCAGUGACACUGGAGGAGUUGGAUAUUAUCUUGAAUAUUAAGGAGGGAAAAGAACAGAACGGAAAAGCAAGUUCUCAUGAAGAUAUCGAUGCUUUGAAAGGCAAUAUCGAAAACAGUUGGGGUGCCUUGUUUGCGAUUCAUGAUGGAGCAGUUCACUUUGCUCAUCAAUCGGUGAAGGACUUCCUUUCAAAUGUAUUCACUGCGGAGGGUCAAAUGGAAUACCCUCGAUACGGACUGAGCAUGCAGGAAGCACAUAGAAACAUGGCAUCCACCUGUUUAAGCUAUCUACGGAUUGGUGAGAUUCAAAGCCGAGAAGUCCCCAAGCCUCCGAUUAAUUCAGAUGGUUUGAUCGAGAAAGGUCAGCUUAUGGCGGUAAGAAAGGAAUAUCUCGAAGGCUAUAAUUUCCUGCAAUAUUGUGUCGAAUUUGUGGGACAUCAUCUCCGAGAGUGUCAAAUUGAAGAGGAAACGGAUGUGAAGGGAAUGAGAGAGUUCUUUGCUGCCGAGUCACCGGCCUUGUUAACCUGGGUGAGAUCUUACGAUCUUCUGAAACGCUGGACAGCUGGAAAGUACUCAGGAUUCUCUACUAGUACGAGUUUGCUGUUUGUAUCUGCCCGGCUAAAUCUCCCAUGGCUAGCAAACCGGGCUACAUCGUGGAGUACAUCUAUUUCAUCACUACCGUCGGCUAUAUGUGCCCCAGAUACUUCUGGGUGGAGCGCUAUCCAUAUUGCUGCAGACUCAGAGGCCGUGGAAAUGGUAGCCUGGCUUCUGAAAAACGGUGCACUCGUGGACGUAGAAACCAUGGGACUAAAUCACCCUGGUCGCACUGCCCUUCAUUUUGCUGCUUCCAAACGAUCCGAUGCUGGACCUCGAAUGGUGAAAAUAUUGCUUGACGCGGGUGCAAAAGCAAGCGCAAAAACGCGACAGGGUGGGAACACUCCACUUCAUUAUGCCAUUGAAAGCCACUUGGUGGAGACAGUGAAGAUUUUGUUGGAAAGUGACGUCGAUAUAAACAUCACAAAUGGCUCUGGAGUCACAGCACUUCAUAAGGCAUCUGCGACUCCAGGACUCGAGGGAGUCGUGGAAGCUCUAUUGAAGGCUGGCGCAGAACCUAAUAAAAAGACCAGUGUGGGCUCAGUAUCCGCAGUUAGGGGGCUGGUCAGUUUGAAGACUUCCCGAGAUCUGAUGCAGACAUACUAUGCCGUGAACAACUCCCAGACAGCACUGCAUAUCGCAGCAAAGGCCAAGGAUACAGAAAAGACAAUAAAAACUCUGCUCGAUAAUGGGGGCGAUCCAAACGCGAAGGACAGUUCAGGAAGAACCCCCCUACAUGUGGCUGUGGUCAGCAUGGACUCCGAAGUUGUUUCAAAGAUGUUAAUUACCGCUGGUGCGGAUGUGAAUGCUCGGGAUAUGGAUGGCAAGACACCUCUUCUGGUAUUUUUGACUGCUGUUGUGCUGCAAAGGGAGCACCAGCCGCAGAUGAGCACCGAGUAUGAUAUACAAGCGUCCCAGGAGCGACUGAUCAGCCUUUUACUGUCCGCAGGGGCAGAUCCGACCGCGGAAGCAAAGGAGAGUGGAUCACCUCUGAGUUAUGCUCUGCAAAAGAAUCUAAAAUGGGCAGUUGAUAGACUCAUGGAGACCCAUGAAGAGGAAGGAAAGUCGGAUGAAAACCGUACUCUGAGCCGGCCUUCGCUAUCGCCAAUUACCGCCGAGCCGGAGUCCCCUAAGAAGAGCUUUCUGGAGACAAAGGCAUCAAAGUGGCUCCCAAAGAGAUCAUUUCGAUAA